UUGUGCGUAUUUUGUGUCUGUUUGCAUGCUCUCUCUCUCUCUCUCUCUCUCUCUAGCCUUUCGCAUUGCUAUAAAUUAAACUCUCCGUCUUUCUUUUCUUUCUAUCCGUUUUUGAAAAAAGUGACAAAUCAAUAGUAGCGGAAAAUGUGGAAGCUGAAGAUCGCGGAGGGAGGGAGUCCAUGGCUGAGGACGCUGAACGGUCACGUAGGACGACAAGUUUGGGAGUUCGAUCCCAAGCUCGGAUCGCCGGAACAACUCGCCGAGAUCGAGGCGGCUCGCGAGAAUUUCACCAAGAAUCGCUUCCACAAAAAGCACAGCUCAGAUCUAAUUAUGCGCAUUCAGUUUUCCAAGGAAAACCCACGUGAUGUAGUUCUACCCCAAGUCAAAGUAAAGGAAACAGAGGAUGUUAAAGAGGAGAUGGUGACAAAGACGUUAAGAAGGGCUAUAAGUUUCUAUUCAACUAUCCAAGCCCAUGAUGGACAUUGGCCAGGGGACUAUGGAGGUCCUAUGUUUCUUUUGCCUGGCUUGGUAAUUACUUUGUCUGUCACUGGAGCACUAAAUGCAGUUUUAUCUGAAGAACAUAAAAAGGAAAUGUGCCGUUACCUCUACAAUCAUCAGAACAAAGAUGGUGGGUGGGGAUUGCACAUUGAGGGCCCAAGUACCAUGUUUGGUACGGUCUUAAGCUAUGUUACAUUAAGGUUGCUUGGUGAAGGAGCUAAUGAUGGCCAAGGAGCAAUUGAGAGAGGGCAUACCUGGAUUCUGAGCCAUGGCAGUGCUACUGCGAUAACAUCAUGGGGGAAGAUGUGGCUUUCAGUACUUGGAGCAUUUGAAUGGUCUGGCAAUAAUCCCCUUCCCCCUGAGAUAUGGCUUCUUCCUUACUUGCUCCCAGUUCAUCCAGGAAGAAUGUGGUGUCACUGCCGGAUGGUCUAUUUGCCAAUGUCAUACUUAUAUGGGAAGAGAUUUGUAGGUCCAAUUACACCAACAGUUUUGUCUUUGAGGAAGGAGCUCUAUAAUGUCCCCUAUCAUGAAAUAGAUUGGAAUGAGGCACGCAGCCUAUGUGCAAAGGAAGAUUUGUACUACCCACACCCACUGGUGCAGGAUGUACUUUGGGCAUCUCUUCAUAAAGUUGUUGAGCCAGUUUUAAUGCAUUGGCCUGGAAAAAAAUUGAGAGAAAAGGCUCUUCACACUGCGAUUGAGCACAUACACUAUGAAGAUGAAAAUACUCGUUAUAUUUGCAUAGGACCUGUAAACAAGGUGUUAAAUAUGCUCUGUUGUUGGGUGGAAGAUCCAAAUUCAGAAGCUUUUAAGUUGCAUCUUCCCAGAAUACAUGAUUAUCUGUGGAUUGCUGAAGAUGGCAUGAAAAUGCAGGGUUAUAAUGGGAGUCAAUUAUGGGAUACUGCUUUUGCUGCUCAAGCAAUCAUUUCAACCAAUCUUUUGGAAGAGUAUGGUCCAACUCUCGAAAAAGCACAUACAUUCAUAAAAAAAUCGCAGGUUUUAGAUGAUUGCCCAGGCAAUCUUGAUUUUUGGUAUCGCCACAUUUCAAAAGGCGCCUGGCCUUUCUCAACUGCCGAUCAUGGUUGGCCCAUCUCAGACUGCACAGCAGAAGGAUUGAAAGCUGCCCUUUUAUUAUCUAAAAUUCCAACAUAUGUUGGUGAACCAUUAGAUGCAAAGCAAUUCUAUGACGCUGUAAAUGUCCUUCUCUCAUUACAGAAUGGAGAUGGUGGUUUUGCAACAUAUGAGCUCACAAGAUCCUAUCAGUGGUUGGAGUUGAUCAACCCUGCAGAAACCUUCGGUGACAUUGUUAUUGAUUAUCCUUAUGUGGAAUGCACCUCAGCAGCAAUUCAAGCUUUGACAUUAUUUAAGAAAUCAUAUCCCGGGCAUCGUCAAGAAGAAAUAGAACUCUGUAUCAAAAGAGCUGUUACGUUCAUUGAAAAGAUACAAGAAUCAGAUGGUUCAUGGUAUGGUUCUUGGGGUGUUUGCUUCACCUAUGGUACGUGGUUUGGGGUAAAAGGGUUGGUGGCUGCUGGAAAGAACUUCAACAAUUGCUCUAGUAUCCAGAAAGCUUGUGACUUUCUACUGUCUAAGCAGCUUCCUUCUGGUGGCUGGGGAGAGAGCUAUCUUUCAUGUCAAAACAAGGUGUAUUCAAAUUUAGAGGGCAACAGGGCUCAUGUUGUAAAUACUGCAUGGGCUAUUUCGGCCCUUAUAGAUGCUGGGCAGGCUGAGAGGGACCCAACACCACUGCACCAGGCGGCCAAAUUUUUGAUAAAUUCUCAAAUGGAGAAUGGAGAUUUUCCUCAACAGGAAAUCAUGGGGGUCUUCAACAGGAAUUGUAUGAUCACCUACGCUGCUUACAGGAACAUAUUUCCUAUUUGGGCAUUGGGAGAAUACCGCUGUCGGGUAUUACAGACUUCAUAAGCCAACAUUGCUGUUAUUUUCAGUACCAUUUUUUAGGAAGUUGAAGUACUUUGUCAGCCCUUUUUAAAAUUUUUUAUUUUAGCUUUCCCUAGUUCCUUCGGACUUUACAAAUAGCGAGUUGUAGGAAUCAGUCACCUGAGCACAAAACAACUCAAAAGAGAAAAGGGAGAAAAUUUGUAACGAGUCACUAGCUCAUCUAUUCUAUAUUUCAAAUUUACUGUUUUGUAUAGGGUUAAUCUUAUUCCCAUCAGAUCUUUGUAGGGUUUUCUGAGAUGUAAAAUAAAUAAAUAAAACCUCUUCUUUUUUUGUUUUA
This is a messenger RNA of Quercus lobata, 2728 nucleotides long. Its product is annotated as cycloartenol synthase 2. Bases 145 to 2415 code for a protein of 756 amino acids. The record is from RefSeq and is a predicted model, not a curated record. NCBI's taxonomy places the organism in Eukaryota, Viridiplantae, Streptophyta, Magnoliopsida, Fagales, Fagaceae. Gene Ontology annotation, biological process: triterpenoid biosynthetic process. The transcript is spliced from 19 exons. Gene Ontology annotation, molecular function: intramolecular transferase activity. Gene Ontology annotation, cellular component: lipid droplet.